CAGACGACAAUUGGACAACGCAAAACAAGGAGCAAUAGAUAAUAAGCGUCCGUAGCCGUUCGAAGUGUUCCAAUAAAAUGAAUUUAGCUGUAUCUAAGAUUGGUUUACAAUUGUCGAAUGUAUCAAAUGUUACGCAUUUAUCCCAUUGUUUAAGGGGGCAUUUAACAAGAUUUCCAACAAAUAGCAAUAACUCUGUGAUAAUACUGAGAAACAAGUCUACCAGAUCUAACCUGCUUUAUGAAAAUCGAAAACAUUGGUUUGUACCUAAAAAAGAAACCAUCGGCCCUUACGGAUGGUUCUUAUUGAGUUUGCCUGUCUUCUCUUUUGGUUUGGGAUGCUGGCAAAUUGAAAGGCGCCAAUGGAAGUUGGCUCUAAUAAAAGAUCUGGAGACUCGAACAACCUCUGCACCUGUGCCUCUGCCCGACGACAUCGAAGAAUUACAGACGAUGGAAUACCGACCUGUUAAAGUAAGGGGAGAAUUUUUACACGAUCGAGAAUUUCUCGUAGGCCCGAGGAGCUUGAUUAUUGACGGUGCUCCUGCUAGUGGCGACGGAGGUGCAUUGUUAACUCCAGGUAGCGUUCGCACUGGAUUCAUGGUCAUCACACCGUUUAAAUUGGAGGGCAAGGACACAACUAUUCUUGUAAAUAGGGGUUGGGUACCAUUGAAAAAACGACAUCCUGAAAAACGACCGAAUGAUACGGUGAAGGGUGUUGUUGAAAUCACCGGAAUUGUUCGUUUGAAUGAAACAAGACCGCAAUUUUCUCCUAGGAACAAUCCAAGAAAUGGUGCUUGGUAUUACAGAGACCUCAAUGCAAUGGCAGAACUUGUAGACACUGAGCCCAUUUUCCUUGACUUGAUUACUAAUUUAAACACCGAAGAUGGGCCGAUUCCCAAACAAACACGUGUGACAAUGAGAAAUGAACAUAUGAGUUACAUAUUUACUUGGUUUACGCUAUCGUUGGCGACUGGAGCUAUGUGGCACAGAAUGUUUAUACGCAAACUACCUCUACUUUAAUUUUGGUUUACUGUAAUAUUGUAUAAUUUGUACGGUAUUUCAAUCCGUAUCGAGUGACAUGGAGUAAGAUAUUGUAAAAAAAAAAUAUUGGUAGAAGAUCAUUAAAUUAUCAUGAUAAUUCAU
Diprion similis is the source of this 1139-nucleotide messenger RNA. RefSeq names its product surfeit locus protein 1 (gene Surf1). The record is from RefSeq and is a predicted model, not a curated record. The coding region runs from base 78 to 1016 and encodes 312 amino acids. The transcript is spliced from 5 exons. Gene Ontology annotation, cellular component: mitochondrion; membrane. Lineage: Eukaryota; Metazoa; Arthropoda; Insecta; Hymenoptera; Diprionidae. Gene Ontology annotation, biological process: mitochondrial respiratory chain complex IV assembly.